AUGGCUAUCUGCGGCCAGUGGCAGGGCCACGGCCAGGGCCAGGCCAGCACCUUAAUGUUACUGAUCCUGAUAGCCUUCCUGAGCUUAGGCCAAGCCACGGAAACCUGGCAGCGAUUGCCUUCCCUGGAAACCUUCUCCACAUAUGAGGACAUGCAACGUUACUUUGAUCAGCGUAAUUCGCGCAGCAUGCGGCACAUUGACAAUCCCACGGACGACAGCUACCUGGCAGCCUUCAAUCAGUACAACGAGCAGAAGGUGGAGCAGACACCUCCUAAACAGUUGACCAACUCCCACCCCAGGAUUAAGCGAGAGCAACGCCAAUUGCCCACUGCCCCGAGAAUGCUCCGUUUUGAACUGGCGGAUGCCGUGGAACCGAGUCCAGAACUUAAGCAAAUCCUUCGGCAAUAUCAUGCCAGAGCCUUGAAGGAAAAUCCAACUCCUAUGAGUCCUGUCAGUACCACUCAGGCACCUUCUCCAGCUAUCAGCACUACCAAGGCCACCAAGAGUAAAUCCCGAAAACCUCGUCGUCAGCGACGUUCGGUUAUUGGAUCCCAACAGCCUGCUGACUUUAAAGUAAAGAUGAUACCUUUUGAGGAAACCGAUGCACGGGAACCCGAUCCCAUCACAGCUCAGCUGAUCAAGAAGGCCCGCACUCUGGAUCUCCAAAGCCAGGCCACCAGAUCUGGCGACAUUCACCAGAUUAAGCCCCAAGCAGCUAGGAAGCAGCCCUUUCAGGUGAGGAUUCGCAAGACGAAGCGCUCCAAGCGCUCAGCUCCGCAGAUGUUCAAGUUUGAGUUGGCGGAUGCCAAGCCUUUGCCUCAAAGAUCCGGAAAACAGUUGGUAGGCGAAACAGUGCCGACCCUCCUGACCAUGGAAACCCCAGCAAGGAAUAAGACUCAGCCAUCUCAGAUGACCACACCCUCACCUCGGGUGGAGGACAAUGAUAUCCUAACUGGUGAAGCCACGGCGGAAACCAAGCGCAUGUAUGUUUAUAAGGAGUCACCUCACACUUCUGGACAUGUGAAGACUAAGAAGUCGUUGAGCACACUGCCACAUGAGGUACAGAAGGUCAUAGGUCAGCUGAUGAAAGAUGGAAUGGGUGGCAAGGCGUAUAUCAAGUAUCUUCCUGCCCAGAAAUCCGAUUACGAACACUACAAGGCUAAGCCCCUGUCCUAUGGCUCCAAGCCUCUGGGUAACUAUAUGAAGUACAUCAACAAACCAGUGGAACCAUCGGUAGCUCCAGCUCCUGUCCAAGUGCACAUCCAACCGGUUCCUGUGGUCGAGCAACUCCGUUAUGUUUACAAGCCCAGCUAUGUGGCAGCUGCUCCUACAAUAGCCCAACCCAUUGUGGUUCAAGAGGCGCCUGCUCCCACAGUUGCAGUUGAGGAAGUGCACCACACCUACACCGCAGAGCUGGCACCGCCGCCCACCCAGAGUCUGGAUGUGAUUGUGCCACAAUUCAGGCCUUCCAAACCAGAUCCUCUGCUGUCCGAAGCUCCCGCCAUCUACGGAAAGCCCCAGGAAACUUACAACGCCUAUGAACUUCAGCCAGAGGCGUCUCCCUUGAUUAAAAUCGAGUACCAUGCUCAGGCGGAUAGCCUUAAGGAUAACUACAAAGAUCUGCCCGAGUUCCAGCAGCUAUCCACACUUAUUGGCAAGUCCCCAGAUGAUCAGAUCCAUGGCUUAACCUAUCUUCUGGCCAAAGAGAUGCAGGCCAAGUUGCAGAGGCAGGGCAAACAGCUGGUGGAUCGCCCCCAGGAUAGCACAGCUCCGAUUCUGUUCCACCCAGCACAAGGUUCCGCUCCUGCUCCCACUCUGAAAACCCUCUUGGAUCAUGGAUCACUGGGUGUCCAGCCAGGUCGUCUAAUCGGCAUGGCCAAGACCAAGCAAUAUGUGCCCAUUAUUGAGCCCGGUAACAACGAUGUCAAGGAGCUGCCUGCCACCAGCGAAGCCUCCAAGCUGCCCACUCCGAGCUCCUACAUUGAUUACACUCACGGUCAUGGCCUAUCCAAUGGUUAUGAGGGUGUCUCCCAUGUAGAGGAACCUGUGACCACGGUGGAGCAUGUGGUGCACCAUCCGACGGUGGCCACGCAGUUGCAUCAUCAGGUCCAGUAUCCAAGUCAGCACCAGCAGCACGUUCAUCAGCAACACCACGGACUUGUGGCCACUGUCCUGCCGGCGGAACUGGACGCUGACAAGGGCGUCAAUGGUCUGCAUUUCGUAAAUAGCCAGGAGGACAAGUCGCUGCAGCAGUAUGCCUCAAAGUAUGCGUUCGGUUAUCGCAUACGUGAUUUCCAUACCGGCAACGAUUUUGGCCACAAGCAGAAUCGUGAUCUGCACGGCGUGACACGCGGCCAAUACCAUAUCCUCUUGCCGGACGGAAGGAUCCAGAAUGUUAUCUACCACGCCGACGACACGGGCUUCCAUGCGGAUGUCAGCUUCGAAGGCGGCUCAAAACAUUGAAUCUGGUCUAAAUCUAAUGGCUCAAUGUGCAAUCUAAGUUAACUUAAGUUUAAGGUCUUUAUCCCAAAAAACAUAAAUGUGCAAUAACUCGCUGAUUAGUUUCAGUUAAUUGAAGGCUAUUUGUUUGUAAAAUGAGUCUUUCUUAUUGACCCUUUUGGUUUUCUGUUGGCUUGGCUAAUGAGUUUCGCAGGUGAUGCGAAAGGUUUAAGUAGCCAAAAUAAUGUCAGAAAUUAAUGUUUUUGAUACUAUAUACUAGAUACUAGAUACAUAAAUCUCUUUAAACUUUUCAUAGAUACUAACUAAAACUCAAACUCAAGCACCGAUUAAACUAAGAUCAAGCAAAAAAACUAUUCUUUUUCUUCUCUAAACACCCUAAGAAACAAAUUUGUAUUUAACUCUUCAUUUUUAAUGCUAAGACGAUUUUAAGAAUAUUUCCAGGAUAUAAAACUCAUCAAAAUUUGUUUUUUUUAUUAUAAGAAUCUUAAGUUGUUAACUCUUUUUAAGAUAAAACUCUGUUCUCUUCAGCCAAAAAUGCAUAAAAUCCAAACUAUAAGCAUCUUAGCACAGACUGCAAGCUUCUAAAUCCGAUUUGCAAAUUCAAAAGGAAAAAAAUGUACACAGAACAUACGCCCCAUGAUGGCCAUUUAUUGUUUAUUGUUUAACUAAAUACCAAAUAAUGACAUUCUGCAUUUUCCAUUCUUGUUCAAAUGCUAUCAUAGGUAUUAAGUGAUUUCCAUCUCAUUUAUGGUUACUUGAGCACAGCUCAAAUUAGUUUAGGCCCAUGAAAAAUGUAUUUAAAGUUAAGGAGCCAAUUGCAAUGAUAAAACAAUGCCAACCAAUGUGUUUAA
Drosophila eugracilis is the source of this 3311-nucleotide messenger RNA. RefSeq lists its product as uncharacterized. The record is from RefSeq and is a predicted model, not a curated record. Gene Ontology annotation, cellular component: extracellular matrix. Lineage: Eukaryota; Metazoa; Arthropoda; Insecta; Diptera; Drosophilidae. The transcript is spliced from 4 exons. The coding region runs from base 1 to 2463 and encodes 820 amino acids.